CUUACUAUAUAUUUGAGAGAAGAAGCUGUAAAAUGGGCAUGUAUACUCAAUGUUCCUGAGUGCCAAAAAGUAGCUACUUCGAAAUUCAACAAGGAGCUUCAAAAUUCUGUAGAAAACAGUAAUUUGAUAAGGAAGAAAUGGAUAUACUGUAAUGGUUUAAGAACUGCAAACUACACUAUUUGGUACACAAUGUGGCAGAAAUGGAAGGCAACGUCUGAUGAAAAUUAUUUAGAAUAUCUAACUUGUACUGAAAAGUAUGAUAUUAUUUGCGCCUUUUUGGGGUUAAUCCUAUUGGAGAAUGUUCAGCCGAAUGAUAGCAAAUGGGCAACUAGGCGUGCUAAUGCAUUUCUUUUUACUGUUGCCAAACAUGCAAAAACAAAACAAGUGAAUUUUUGUCUUAUGAAAAUUUUGAAAGAUAUUAGUUUUAGUUCAAAUAGAAGAAAUGAUAUAAUUGCAACGUUAAUUGUAAUUAUAACGCAUACAAACGGUGUACAUCACACAGAAGAGAUAAUUAAAUUCGCAUCGAAUUAUCAAAUAGCUAAAGCUGUUAAAAGAAAAAUAAGGAAACGAAGAUUGAAGUACAGAGGCUUUAUCGAUAACUACUGGUACUACUUUUAGACUUACUGGUAGACUCUAAUUGUAAGUGAA
This is a messenger RNA of Linepithema humile (Argentine ant), 648 nucleotides long. The record is from RefSeq and is a predicted model, not a curated record. NCBI's taxonomy places the organism in Eukaryota, Metazoa, Arthropoda, Insecta, Hymenoptera, Formicidae.